AUGAUGACUUAAUUUAUAAUUCUGCUCUCUCAUAUGCUUUUUAAAUUAGCAAUGCAAAUCUAUUAAUUCUUCUUACUGAUAAUAAAUAAGAUAUUGAUCCUAUCAAAGAUAGGAAUUAUAACUUCUAAAAUCAGAAUUAAAAACUCUAAUCUAAUAUAAUAUUAUGAUUUUCUUAAACCCAAAAUUAAAUUAUUUAAUUUAUAUGCAAUUUAAAACUGCAAUUGA
This is a messenger RNA of Paramecium sonneborni, 225 nucleotides long. Lineage: Eukaryota; Ciliophora; Oligohymenophorea; Peniculida; Parameciidae. The record is from the annotation of a GenBank genome assembly.